CAGACAUCUGUUCAUAGUAGGACCGCUCUUACUUCAUAUCUCUAUGUUUGGAAUUCACUGGCUAUUUUACGCUUUGACAGCAAUCCCUGUUGUUGCGUUUCCUCUCAAUAAUACAGAAGAUAGCUGCCCUAGGACUUGGUUCGCAUACCGAGAUUCGUGCUAUUACCAUGCAAGUGUUGCGACAGACUUCGUAACCGCGCAGGUCAACUGCCAAAGAAUGGGAGCCGCUCUACUGCACACGGAAACGCAAGAAGAAUAUAAAUACGUAACGGAGCGGGUGAAAGGCACAUCUAUGAGCUGGAUUGGCUUCCAGGAAGAUAAGAAUUUAAAAUAUGCGAGAUGGUUGAAUGGUGAUAGGCUCGAUUAUAACACUGUAAAUUGGCUGAUGACACCGGAAAUGCCCUGGGGAGCUUUUUGGACAAACUUUGCCAAAUGUGGUGCUUACUACUACAAUUUUACUAAUUCUGCUUCUAGUACGCUCUACUUUCCAUGUACGAGCCAGCUGUAUUCGACCUGUGAGAGAAAUAAGACACUCGGAAAAUUCACAAAGCCAAGACCUUAUCGUUUCAAGCAGUAAAUAAUAUAUAAAUUGCGAGUUGGUCAAAGAGAUAUUGAUUAUUUGCUGCAUGUAUUUGUUACUUGAAAUUGCAGUAAACAAAUUUCAUGG
Messenger RNA from Cylicocyclus nassatus, 667 nucleotides. The record is from the annotation of a GenBank genome assembly. NCBI's taxonomy places the organism in Eukaryota, Metazoa, Nematoda, Chromadorea, Rhabditida, Strongylidae.